UAACAAGCGAGAUUUGAAGAGCACUUGGGAAUCCAGAAAGGAACUCAGACUUCGAGCAGCAGAGGAGGAAUGUCACAGUUAACUGCCUGAACCUUUACCAACAGCAGCCAUGUUUUCUUGUCUUCUUCUCGGCCUGCUGGCUCUCUUCUUCUUCCAGAGCUCCGUGUCAGCCGAGCACCGGAGGCUUUCUCCAGAAAAUCUGCUGGUGAUCACUGCGGCAACAGAAGAGACUGACGGCUUCAACCGCUUCAUGAGGACGGCCAGAGAGUUCAACUACACCGUGAAGGUCCUGGGUCUGGGGGAGCAGUGGAAGGGGGGCGAUGUGGCUCGGACGGUGGGCGGCGGUCAGAAGGUCAGAUGGUUAAAGGCGGAGCUACUCAAACACUCUGACAACAAGGACUUGGUUGUCUUGUUCGUGGACAGCUACGACGUGAUCUUUGCGUCGGGUCCUGAGGAGCUGCUCUCCAAGUUCUCUCGUCUGGCUCACCGGGUGGUCUUCUCAGCCGAGGGCUUCUGCUGGCCCGACCAGAGACUGGCCUCCAAGUACCCGGAGGUGCAUUCUGGGAAACGCUUCCUCAACUCCGGAGGGUUCAUCGGCUUCUCCACAGAUCUCAGUUCAAUGGUUCAACAGUGGAAGUACAAAGACAACGACGACGACCAGCUGUUCUACACCAAAAUCUACCUGGACAAGAAGCAGAGGGCCAAAUUCAAUAUGACUCUAGACCAUCGCUCCAGAAUCUUCCAAAAUCUGAACGGAGCCGUUGAGGAAGUCGUCCUGAAGUUUGAGAGGUCAAAGGUCAGAGCCAGGAACGUGGCCUUCGACACGCUCCCCGUCAUCGUCCAUGGCAACGGCCCCACCAAGCUGCAACUGAACUACCUGGGUAACUACGUCCCCUCGGCCUGGACCUUCGAGACCGGCUGUGGGAUCUGUGACGAGGACCUGCUGUUCUUCAACGAGGCUCCUGAUGAGGAGACGCUGGUCUACAUUGCCGUGUUCAUCGAGCACGCUACCCCCUUCAUGGAGGAGUUCUUGGAUCGGCUCACCACCUGUUUCCGUCUCAGGUCAGUUAUUGCCCCCAUGUUGUCCAAACACGGCAAGCUGUGGAGUAACUUCUGGGGCGCUCUGAGUCCUGAAGGGUUCUACUCCAGAUCUGAAGACUACAUCGAGAUCGUCCAGGCCAAGAGGAUAGGUCUGUGGAACGUGCCGUACAUCACGCAGGCGUACCUGAUCAAAGGCAGCGUGCUGCGGUCAAAGCUGUCUCAGGUAAGCCUGUACGUGGAGGAGGGAAUGGACCCGGACAUGGUCUUCUGCAGGAGCAUCAGAGACCAGGGAGUCUUCAUGUUUGUGUCGAACCGGGACGAGUUUGGUCGUCUGGUGGCAUCGACCAACUUCAACACGUCCCGUCUUCACCCGGACAUGUGGCAGAUCUUUGACAACCCUGUGGACUGGAAGGAGAAGUACAUCAGUGAAAACUACUCCAAGAUCUUUGAGGAUGAGAACAACUUUGUGGAGCAGCCUUGUCCAGAUGUUUACUGGUUUCCAGCCUUCUCAGAGAAGAUGUGUGAUCAUCUGGUGGAGACCAUGGAACACAAUGGCCAGUGGUCAGGAGGAUCACACAAGGAUGAGCGUCUGGCUGGUGGCUACGAAAACGUCCCAACGGUGGAUAUCCACAUGACCCAGAUUGAGUUUGAGAAGGAGUGGUUGAAGUUCCUCAAGGAGUACAUCGCCCCCGUCACUGAAAAGCUCUACCCGGGCUACUUCCCCAAGGCUCAGGCCAUCAUGAACUUCGUGGUGCGUUACCGUCCUGAUGAGCAGCCGUCUCUGCGGCCGCAUCACGACUCGUCCACGUUCACCAUCAACGUGGCGCUGAACAGCAAAGGCUCCGACUACGAGGGUGGAGGCUGCCGUUUCCUGCGCUACGACUGUCAGGUGGAGUCUCCCAGGAAGGGCUGGUCCUUCAUGCACCCCGGCCGCCUGACGCACUACCACGAGGGCCUGCCGACUACCAGGGGGACCCGGUACAUCAUGGUGUCCUUCGUAGACCCUUAACACCGCUCUUCUGUCUGUGUGUGUUUGUGAGAAAAUCAGUGCAUCUCAUCGUCGCCAUGGCGACAGACAGGACAGAGGAAGACGUGAUGUCCGUGAACGCAUCGUCCUAACCUUCUCCUACCUGACUUUGUUGUAUCCCGAUGUUUGCCUCUUUUGUGAUUGGACGAAUUUCAUUUCAUCCCGUAACUCCAGCAAGGGGUGACGGCUUUUAACGCAGGACCCUGAAUGCAGCGUCACAUGACAUUUCUUAUUAAAAGUUACUUUAUUUGGUCUUCAUGUUUUAACUUCACACAAGCAAAUGCGGCCUUUAAGAAUAAGCGUGUGUUGUGUCACCGCUGCCUUAUCAAGCUACUUGAAACUAUGCACGCAGCAUGACGCCGUCUGUGACUUGUGCCAGGCCGGCCGCUUGGGGGAUGCUCGGUCACCGUGGCAACCGGCACCGAUCUAAACGCUGAUGCGAGAGAUCUCUGCAGAAUGAAUGAAUAUAGUUUGUGAGGGUUGUAAAUGUAUUUUUUAGGGGUGAAACUGUUACUGGGGAAACACUAAAGGCCUUUUCAUAUUUCUUUGGUUUCACUGAGGUCGUGUUUCCAUCUCCUAGUCAAGUAUUUUUCCGUCUCGAGGUUUCUACAAGUCGAUCUCCCUGACGACUAGAGCGUCUCUGGCUUUGUAUGAACUGCGUUAAAUUAUUUGACUGAGCAAAUGAAUUUAUGAUUUAAUAAAUGAUUUCACCACAA
Molecule: messenger RNA, 2784 nt
Organism: Gasterosteus aculeatus aculeatus (three-spined stickleback)
Lineage: Eukaryota; Metazoa; Chordata; Actinopteri; Perciformes; Gasterosteidae
Source: RefSeq, a predicted model, not a curated record